UUUGAGCUAAGCCACGAGAGGAAAGGGGGAAAGAAUUGGGAAAAAUGCCCUGCAGAAUUGAAAUUCAAGCAGCAUUUCUUCUCUCCUCCUUUGUGACCUUCUUCAGUGGACUUCUCAUCUUAUCCAUUUUUAGAAUAAGCUGGAGAUUCAUUAGAAAAAGACAAAGCUUCAAGAGAGCAGGAAUUACCCUGGAACUACUUUCAUCAGCUAUCAUUACCCAUAACCCUUUAAGAAGACUUUAUUCUUAUGGAGUAUUUCGCAAUCAAAUAGAAAUGUUGCUUUCUGCACAAACCUUUGUGGGCCAAGUAUUGGUGAUCCUUGUCUUUGUUCUAAGCAUUGGGUCUCUUAUAAUCUAUUUCGUCAAUUCUUCUGACCCUGUUGGAAGUUGUUCUUCAUAUGAAGACAAAACCAUCUCCAUUGAUUUGACUUUCAAUGCUUUCUUUAGUUUCUAUUUUGGAUUGAGAUUUUUGGCAGCUGAUGACAAGAUCAAGUUCUGGCUGGAGAUGAAUUCUCUUGUAGACAUUUUUACCAUUCCCCCAACAUUUAUUUCUUACUACUUGAAGAGUAAUUGGCUAGGUUUAAGGUUCCUAAGAGCUUUGCGGCUUCUAGAACUCCCUCAAAUACUGCAAAUUCUACAAGCCAUCAAGACCAGUAAUUCGGUGAAGUUUUCCAAACUGUUAUCGAUAUUUCUCAGUACCUGGUUCACUGCGGCAGGAUUCAUUCACUUGGUGGAGAAUUCUGGUGAUCCCUGGCUCAAAGGCAGAAACGCACAGAAUAUAUCCUAUUUCGAUUCCAUGUACCUGGUCAUAGCAACAAUGUCAACUGUUGGCUUUGGAGAUGUAGUGGCCAAGACAUCUCUCGGACGGACCUUCAUUAUGUUCUUCACCCUGGGGAGUUUGGUUCUAUUUGCAAACUACGUCCCUGAAAUGCUGGAACUUUUUGCUAACAAGAGGAACUAUAUCAAUUCCUAUGAAGUAGUCAAAGGAAAGAAGUUCAUUGUGGUCUGUGGAAAUAUCACUGUUGACAGCGUGACUGCUUUCCUGAGAAACUUCCUACACCACAAGUCAGGGAAGAUCAACACUGAGAUUGUGUUCCUGGGAGAGGUCCAUCCUUCUUUGGAAUUGGAGACCAUAUUUAAAUGCAAUUUGGCCUAUACAACUUUUAUUUUUGGAUCUGCACUGAAGUGGGAGGAUCUGAAGCGAGUUGCGGUGGAGUUUGCAGAAGCAUGCCUGAUUUUAGCCAACCCUUUGUGCAGUGACUCAUAUGCGGAGGACACUUCAAACAUCAUGAGGGUGCUCUCUAUCAAGAACUAUUACCCUAAGGCUAGAGUCAUCAUACAGAUUCUUCAAUCCCAUAACAAGAUUUUCCUGUCAAAGAUUCCCAGCUGGGACUGGAGUACUGGAGACAACAUCAUCUGCUUUGCAGAAUUAAAGCUUGGAUUUAUUGCCCAAGGCUGUCUGGUCCCAGGCUUGUGCACCUUUCUAACAUCUCUAUUUGUUGAGCAAAACAAAAAGGUUUCUCCUAAAGAGCGUUGGCAAAAACAUUUCUUGAAUGGCCUGAAGAAUAAAAUUCUGACCCAACAUCUGUCUGAUGACUUUGCUGGAAUGAGUUUUUCUGAGGUUUCCAGGCUCUGCUUCCUGAAGAUGCACCUCAUGCUGAUAGCCAUUGAACACAAGUCCCUCCUUAAUGGUGGUUCCUGUGGUCUGAUACUAAAUCCACCUUCACAAGUGAAGCUGCAUAAGAACACAUUAGGGUUCUUUAUUGCUGAAUCUCCAAGAGAAGUCAGGAGAGCCUUCUUUUACUGUUCCAACUGUCAUGGUGAUGUGCAGAAUCCUGAGCUAAUUGAAAAAUGUGGCUGCAAAAGUAGGAGCUGUCAGCACCCCACAGGGUCACCAAAAAUGGCAAUGAAGAGCAAGAAGGAACUGUCUGGUAUGGGAAAGCAGGAUUCUUUUUCAAGUGGAUACAAAAACACAUUAAGCUACUCAAGUUUUGCUGUCAGGACUUUUCUAGAUGAUAUGGAGCAAGAUCCUGACCAGCUUGACAGCAGUGGCAUGUUUCACUGGUCCAAAACAACUCCUUUGGACAAGGUGAUUUUGAAACGAACUGACAAGUCAAAGCAUGAGUUUCAAAACCACGUUGUAGCAUGCGUAUUUGGAGAUGCCCACUCAGCCCUGAUAGGGCUUCGAAACUUUGUCAUGCCACUGAGAUCCAGUAACUACACUCGGAAGGAGCUGAAGGACAUUGUGUUCAUUGGGUCUCUGGAUUACCUGCAGAGAGAGUGGCAAUUUCUCUGGAAUUUUCCCCGCAUAUAUAUAAUGCCUGGAUCAGCACUCUAUUCUGGGGAUCUGCGUGCGGUCAACAUAGAGGACUGCUCCAUGUGUGCUAUCCUAGCCCCUUCACCCAAGGCAGUAAGCAGCCAGAUCCUGGUCGACACAGAGAGCAUCAUGGCCACCCUUAACAUCCGGUCCCUGAGGAUCAGCUCCACCCCCUACAGACCUUCAGUGCCAGGAAUGCUACCUGACGCUAACAAAUAUAAUGGGAAAUCAAAAUACCGGCAAGUCCCCAUCCUCACUGAACUGAAGAAUCCUUCCAAUGUACACUUUAUUGAGCAGCUUGGUGGACUGGAAAGGAGUCUGACUGGACUGAACCUGCAUCUCAGCACUUCCUUUUCGACAGGUGCUGUCUUUUCUGGUAACUUCCUGGAUUCCCUCCUGGCCACAGCCUUCUACAAUUACCGGGUCCUAGAGUUACUGCAGAUGCUGGUGACAGGAGGGAUAAGUGCUCAGCUGGAACAGCAUUUGGAUAAAGAGAAGUUCUGUGUGAGUUCUGACAGCUGCUCUACAUUCCUGUCUGGAAGAACGCGGUGUAAGCUGGGGCUGCUCUCCUUAAACCAAACCAUUUUAUCAGACAUUAAACCAAGAAACACCUUUGGACAACUAUUCUGUGGCUCAUUAGAUAUUUUUGGAAUCCUGUGCGUUGGCCUGUACCGCAUGAUUGAUGAUGAGGAGCACAACCCAGAACACAAAAGGGGAGUAUUUUAGUCUGCAAGGUGUUAGCAACCUACCCCAGAAUAAGAG
Messenger RNA from Heterocephalus glaber (naked mole-rat), 3077 nucleotides. It is a transcript of the gene Kcnu1, whose product is annotated as potassium calcium-activated channel subfamily U member 1. NCBI's taxonomy places the organism in Eukaryota, Metazoa, Chordata, Mammalia, Rodentia, Bathyergidae. Gene Ontology annotation, cellular component: membrane. The record is from RefSeq and is a predicted model, not a curated record. Gene Ontology annotation, molecular function: potassium channel activity. Gene Ontology annotation, biological process: potassium ion transmembrane transport.